AGAACACUCGAUUCACGAGGGAAGUGCCCCAGUUUCUAUUUCUACACAAAAAAUUGUUAGUUUUUUGCAAAGUCUUAUUCGGUGGCAGCAAAAUCCAAGUUUCAGUGUUUGUUAAAUGAUUAGCGGUUUAAUUUUAUAAAAAUACUUUUUCCUACAUUGUUUAUUUCACAUGGACCAUCUUUCGCACGCCCUGGAACAUGAGUCGUACGAGCAAGUGUUCGUAUGCCCCACGUGCAAGACCUUCUCCUCGGAACCGCAGUGCAAGAACAAUCACAACGCGCUCAAGAACAACGGUCGACAAUCCACCCUCAGUAAACUGCUGGCAAACUUUGUCAGUGUGGGCUACCGAAUAGUGCCCAACCCAAGUGCACUCGAUACCAGCAGUCUCCGGUCGUGGCGCCCGGUCAAGCAGUCCUUCAUAUGCCACAUGUGCGGCGUGGAGUCGUUCGAUGCCACGUGCACCAACAACCACGACGACGUGGUAAUCCCGAAGGACGUCUGCGACCGUUGCUCGGCCGAGUUCAAUUCGGUCAGCGAGCUGUUGCAGCACAAGGUCAGCGCUCACGCUAGCGUGGAGGUCAAGGAAGAACCGCCAGAGGUUCCGACGGUGCAAGAAGUCGUUUCAACGGAGAGUGAGGUUCCUGCGGAACCCUCACAGGUCCCGACGCCGACGGAUAAGUGGAAGAAAGUGACAGAUAAGUUUACGCAGCUGGUGCUGAAGGGAACGCUCGGGAUGGGCCAAUACCAGGUCAUGACGUCGAACACCGGCUUCGUCUAUCCGGAGGUUCAGGAUAAGGAGGAGGAUAUUUUGGAGUGGGACGACAGCAUCGAGCUGGCCGUUCUGAACGGUGGAGGCAGCGUGACCAGCUUGGCCAAGAGUGAAGAGGUAGUGGUACCGGAGGUCGAGCAACCGCCGAAAGAGCCAGUUCCCCCAAUCGUCAAAAUUCCUAAAACCCGACAAUUCUUCCGCUGUCUCAAGUGCGACACGGAGUUCCCAAACGCGCACCGUCUCAUCUUCCACGACUGCCCCCAGCGGGACCAGUUCCCGGGCUUCCAGUGCCAGUUCUGCCAGCGCUGGUACAUCAAAGAGCAGUGGUUUAUGCGGCACUUGAAGCUCCACCAAGAUCUGCUGCCGCUGGCGUGUCCCCAGUGCGACGCUAACUUUCUCGCGCCGGAAGAGCUGGAAGGGCACCGCUGCAAGAAGAAGGUAACGCCGAAGCAGAAAGAGAUUAUCGAUGUGGUGCCGAGCGAGAGCAGCGGCGGCGGCGGAGGCGGUCGUGGCAAAGGUAGCGGCUCGGGCAAAGUGGUACUGCCGCAUUACUACAUCUGCCAGAUUUGCAACAUUUCGUUGCGCAGCGAGCGGCAGCUUAAUCUGCACCUGCACAUCCACCAGCUGGCCAAAGCGAACGCGAUGAGUGCGGCCAUGCAGCGGGUGGCGGCGGCGGCGGCGACGACGGGGGAGGAGGUGGAGAUUCCAUCAUCGCCACUGGCCGCCGAAUCGGAAGCCCCCUCCACCAGCGACGCCAAAUCUCCACCGAAGCAACAGUUGCACAUUUUUGAGUGCAACAUUUGCGCGCUGACGAUGCGCUCGAUCGAGGAGGUGCGCGUCCAUCUGGCCAGCCACGCCAGCAACCGGCUCUACAAGUGCGAAUCCUGCAACGAGCGGUUCGCGACCACGCGGAAUCUGCAGCAGCACAAGUGCCCCAAAGUCGCGACGCCGGUACCACCACGCAAACAACCGGCACCCAAAAGGAAGGCCAAGGAUCCGCCCAAGCAAGUGGUGGGACCGAAGGUGGUUUCGAAGAGCGUCGAUGAGAAAGUUGAGGAGGCUUUGGUGGAGCACAAGUGCGUCCACUGUGGGAAGAUCUUUGGGCAAGCAGCUGGUCUGGCUUGCCACAUGAAGGAGCACGGCGGAGAUCCCGAGGGACGGUUCCAGUGCGAGAAGUGUCCAAUGAAAUUUAAGAUUUUGAGAAAUUUGAUUGUUCAUCGCGCAAAGUUGCAUUAA
This is a messenger RNA of Culex quinquefasciatus (southern house mosquito), 2005 nucleotides long. RefSeq names its product zinc finger protein 594. The transcript has 5 exons. Gene Ontology annotation, cellular component: chromosome. Bases 170 to 2005 code for a protein of 611 amino acids. Lineage: Eukaryota; Metazoa; Arthropoda; Insecta; Diptera; Culicidae. Gene Ontology annotation, biological process: regulation of transcription by RNA polymerase II. The record is from RefSeq and is a predicted model, not a curated record. Gene Ontology annotation, molecular function: chromatin insulator sequence binding.